UGGUUUACUUUGGAAUUUGAAGUACUUAGCAACGAAGCAAUGUCGUCGUCUUCUUCGUCGAAGAAAAAAAUCAUCCUAAGGAGCUCGGACGGCGAGACCUUCGAGGUCGACGAGGCCGUAGCAAUCCAGUCGGGGGUGAUCAGGCAGAGGAUCGAGAACGAUUGUGCCGACGGGGUUUUUCCGCUUGCGAAUGUCACGAGCUGUGUUCUGUCCAAGGUGAUCGAGUACUGCGAGAAGCACGCCAAAUCGGCGGCUCCUGAUUCCAAUGAUCGUGCUGCUGUCGAUCAACUCAAGAAUUUCGAUGCUCAGUUCGUGAAGGUUGAUCAGGCCAUUCUAUUUGACUUGGUCCUGGCGGCAAACUAUCUGGAAAUGAAGGGCUUGUUGGACCUGACCUGCCAGACCGUUAGAGACAUGAUUAAGGGAAAAACUCCUGAGGAAAUCAGGAAAACGUUCAACGUUGGAGAAUUUACCCCAGAGGAGGAGGAGGAGGUCCGCAGGGAGAACAGGUGGGCCUUCGAAUGACAGAUCCAAGAUGAGCCGUCACUUUUUUAGUCAAUUACCACCUUGUUAGGCUUAAUACAUAGCGGGUGUUUGGUGCUAAUUACUGUAUUUUGGCUGAUUCUAGAUUCUGGAAUUCUGGGAAACUCGUAAUCAAAUCUAUAAAAGUGUUUGGUGAAUGUAUAAAAUAUAAAUUAUGCA
Messenger RNA from Rhododendron vialii, 699 nucleotides. Its product is annotated as SKP1-like protein 1. The record is from RefSeq and is a predicted model, not a curated record. Gene Ontology annotation, cellular component: nucleus; cytoplasm. Gene Ontology annotation, biological process: SCF-dependent proteasomal ubiquitin-dependent protein catabolic process. Lineage: Eukaryota; Viridiplantae; Streptophyta; Magnoliopsida; Ericales; Ericaceae. Gene Ontology annotation, molecular function: cullin family protein binding. Bases 40 to 522 code for a protein of 160 amino acids. The transcript is spliced from 2 exons.